Molecule: messenger RNA, 15629 nt
Organism: Podarcis lilfordi (Lilford's wall lizard)
Lineage: Eukaryota; Metazoa; Chordata; Lepidosauria; Squamata; Lacertidae
Source: the annotation of a GenBank genome assembly
AUGGGCCUCUUUGGAGUGUUGCCCUUCUUGCUGGUCUCCUGCAUCACCUUCUUGCUUAUCCUAAUCCGGAGGAGAGGUGCCACAAAGGGCAAGCUGCCCCCAGGCCCCACCCCAUUGCCUUUGCUGGGCAAUUUGCUCCAGUUGGAUGUUCGGAACAUCGUAACAUCUUUUCAGAAGGUGAGUGUGGGUCUCUGCUGCCAGCAGGGCUGGGGGCUGCUAUGUGAAGGAGGUGUCCCAGUGCCAUUUGGAGUGGAAGAGGAGGAGCUACCCCUAGGCAGGAUUUGUUACUGCAGAAAAAGAGGAAACUGCCUUAUACAGAUUCAGACUAUUGAGCCAUCUAGUCAUGUUUUCUUCUGCUCUGCACUGUCCGGCAGUAGCUCUCCAGGGUUUUAGAUGGCAGGGACUGGACCUGGUCCUUCUGCAUGCAAAGCAUGUGGUCUUCCACUGAAUCACACCCUUUCACGCUGUCGCUUUCCCUUCAAGUAUCAGGUGUGUUCUUUGUCUCUUGGCAGUUCCAGGAGCAGUAUGGCUCAGUCUUCACUGUCUACAUGGGCUCCCGGCCAAUCGUGGUGCUGUGCGGUUAUGGAACCAUAAAGGAAGCACUCAUAGAUAAUGCAGAAGCAUUUGGAGGGAGAGGACCGAUGAUGGGUAUGGAUGAAAGCAUCAGGGAUUAUGGUAAGUGGCAGCUUGAAAACAGAGUGUUUGUAGCAGAAAUGAAUGCAACCGAAAGCUGGGAUGGGAUAAAUUCAGUGGCGUAGCGUGGGGGGGUGCAGGGGGGGCCGGUCGCACUGGGCGCAACAUCUGGGGGGGCGCGCGCUCGCACUCGCAGCUCUCUGCCCCUACCUGGCUCACUCACUCUCUCUCACUGCAGUGCUGGCUGUGCGAAUCCGAUCCGAGCCGCUGGGUUGCCGCCCACUGUGGAGGGGGUGGGUGCCAGGCGUGCGGUGCGGAGAGAGAGCGAGGGACUAUCUGGGGGAGGGACAGUGCAGCAGCCGCCCAGCGCAGCGCUGAGCGCGGGCGAGAACCACACCAGACCAGACCAGGCAGCAACAAGAAGAAGCUGGCAGCGGCGGCAGGUUAGGGGUUAGGGGGCGCAAAUUACUUGCCUUGCCCCGGGUUAGGGGGCGCAAAUUACUUGCCUUGCCCCGGGUGCUGACAACCCACGCUACGCCGCUGGAUAAAUUUAUCUUGCAAUAUUAGAGGAAGGGCCAUAGCUCAGUGUCAAGAGUACCUGCUCUGAAUGCCGAAUGUCCCAGCUACAGUCUCUGGCAUUUACUUGAAACAAUGGAGAGCAGGUGCCAGUCAGUAUACUGAGCUGGAUGGACCACAUGCCUGACUCGAUAGAAGGCAGCUUUCUAUGAUCACUGUCUUUUUCUUCUUAUUUUUGAACAUUAUCCAUAUAAACCCAAUAAUAAAAUAGAACUUCAUGAGUCAAACAUAUAAAAAGUAAAUCAAACCAAGCCCAGCCUGGGAUUCUACAUUCACAAGAAGCAAUAAUAAAGCAAUUUAUCUGGAUAUUUGCGAUGAGAUAACAUACAAGUGGAGAGUACCAUCAUAAUAAAUGAGAAAACAAGAGGUGUGGUGCACUUGAUUUACAAGAUAUACCAAAACAUGAACCUAUAACUGAAGCCACCAGAGGGAGAAGGAGCACUGUGAUUCUAUAAUUUAAUAUAGCUCAGGACUACUUUUAGCCUGAAAAUUGCAUUCCACUAUAGGAAACUUUUCAGUGAUGUGAAUGACUGUGGUAAGUGGUGCUGGAGCCAAGGUGUGGGGGGAAAGAAGAGGGAAAGGUUUGCAUGGCCUUUCUUCCUUCCUUCCUUCCUUCCUUCCUUCCUUCCUUCCUCCCUCCCCCCUUUCGCCUUCUUUCUGCCACACACACUUCAUCCUUCCAUCUGUUAUCAGUAUUUUCUGAGCUAGAUGGACUAAGUGGUCUGACUCAGUAUUCCUGCAUUCCUGCAUGGCAGGGGGUUGGACUAGAACAGGGGUGUCAAACUCAAAUUCAUCGGGGGCCGCAUCAGCAGUUUGGUCACCCUCAAAGGGCCGGUUGUAUCUGUAGGACUUACAGUACAGGAGAGAAGGGUUCAGGCAGCCGUUGGAUCUGUCACAUCACAGGAUGGCAUGCGCUCAAUAUAAAAACAAGUGGAGGUUUCCUGUGUAGAACGGCCGGCGCCGCUAGAGGGCAGACGUUCUCUGGCUUGUAGGCUGCCGCGCAUGCGCUGAAGAGGCGGCUUUCUUGUGUAAAAAAAAAAAGCGAGAAUAAAAGGUGAAGGCUGGCGGCCGGCGGCGGCUACACGGGCCACAUGACGAGGUCUGGCGGGCCGGAUUCAGCCCGCGGACCUUGUGUUUGACACCCGUGGACUAGAAGUUCAUGGAAAUCCCUUCCAACUCUAUCAUUCUAAGGCAGCUUUCCUAUCUUCCUUUUCUAGGGAUGGGGGAGAAAUUAGACUCACUUUCGAUUUUCUCACUUUCCAGUGUUCUCACUUUCCCCCAUUUCACUCCUAGGAAUGGCAAGGUCAACCAAUUUGGCUUUUCUAGACUUCUCAUUUUUCCACUUGUCCACAUUUUCACACCACUUUUCUUUAAAAACAGCAACAAACCUCUCCAAAAUUCUCCAGUGUUUUAGUUCGGAUUUCUCCUAGUAAGCACAUUUUUGUGUGCCGUUGUGACUAAUGUACACAUUUUAUCAUUGCAAGCAAGUUCCCCCAGUACAAUGCAUUUUGAUGUUAUUUUCACUGUUUCACGAAUAUAUCUUAAUGCCUGCUUUCCACUGUUUUUAUAAAUAUUGACUGGAGAACCGCACUGCAAAAUUUGGACAAGUGCAAAUUUUGAAGUGUGGCUGUGUUUCAGUUCUCCUAUUGUUUUGCAAAGUAUAAAUGAGUGUGAAUUAAAUGUGAACCGAAUCCUAUUUAAUGUAGGUAAGCUGCUUCUUCUCUCUCCCUUCACAGCUGCCUCUUCCUCCCUGCCCUCAUUCUCACCUUCUCCAUCUUUCAUUUCUUUCUUGUUGCCACUGGAAAGCCGAACUCUUGUUGGGAUGGUUGGGAGGUCCCAAGAAGGAGAGCCAUAGGCCUGGUGGUUGGUUCCUGUGGUCCAGAGGCCUGCCACCCCUGAGCUGAUUCAAGGCGGUGAAAUUAUGCCGAAAGUCUGCUUCCCCUCAGCUCAUGCCAACUGUCCCUCCAUCUUUCUGUGCGGUGACUUCCAUGCCAGGGCUUCCUCUAAAACUGCUGCAAUGCAGGGGGUUGGACUAGAGGACCCCUGGGGUCCCUUCCAUGUCUACAAUACUGUGAUUCUAUCCCUCUUCAUCUCAGAGAAACCAGAAACACAUUGCUUUUUCCACUGUUCUGUGUGUGGCCCUUCCAUCUUCUUUUGGACCUGACUUGUAGUGAAAAAAAUGUCCCCCCUGGAACAUAUGGCUGUCCCUGUGAGAACGGGAUUGUUAAACUAGAGGGAGGUUCUGUGUGCCAUUGUUUUCCGUGUAGCGCCUCCAUCUUUUCCCCCCCAGUCUUCUGCCUUUUCUGUGGCGUUUUUCUCCAUUUCCAGGCGUGGUUUCCACCAACGGGGAACGGUGGAGGCAGCUGCGUCGCUUCUCCCUCACAACCCUGAGGAACUUUGGGAUGGGGAAGAGAUCCAUCGAGGAGCGGAUCCAGGAGGAGGCCCAGUUCCUGGUGGAAGCCCUGAGAAAAAUGAAAGGUGAACGUUUCCCCUCAGAAGGGGUGUUCUUUUUGACAUUGUCGUAGCAGGAGGUGAGGAAAACGAUGUUGUAACUGAGGAACAGCCGCUCAUCCUGCCAAAACACCCGCCAUGCUUUCCUCACAAUCGUUCAGUCCCCUGUCAAAUAAGUGGGUCCGGCUUUCCUCCUUUGCACCUGCCGCUUUGCCCACAGAGUUUGUCAUCUGGUUUCAGGAGAUGGUGUUAGUCCCUUAGGAAGAUUGUGGCACGUACACUGGUACCUCAGGUUACAUACACUUCAGGUUACAUACGCUUCAGGUUACAGACUCUGCUGACCCAGAAAUAUUACCUCAGGUUAAGAACUUUGCUUCAGGAUAAGAACAGAAAUCGUGCUCCAGCGGCGCGGCGGCAGCAGGAGGCCCCAUUAGCUAAAGUGGUGCUUCAGGUUAAGAACAGUUUCAGGUUAAGAACGGACCUCCAGAACGAAUUACCGUAUUUUUCGUCCUAUAGGACUCACUUUUCCCCCUCCAAAAAUGAAGGGGAAAUCUGGGUGCGUCCUAUGGGGCGAAUGCAGGCUUUCGCUGAAGCUUGGAGAGCGAGAGGGGUCGGUGCGCACCGACCCCUCUUGCUCUCCAGGCUUCAGGAAGACAUCCACAGCCUAGGCAGCCUCCGGGAAUUCCCCGCAGGGCUCCCCACGCUGCGGAUAGCAGCCUGCCGCCCGGUGCGAGGGGCGCCCUGAAGCAGGGCGCCCCUCGCGCCGGACAGACAUCGGCCAGCCCCACAAGCUCGGGGGACAGCAGGGAGGCACAGCGCCGCCAUCCCGCUGUUCCUCGACCUGGUUCGGUUUCCCCGACCUGCUUUUGGGGGGGAAAUAAAGGAAAUAUUUUUUUCCUUUAUUUCCCCCCCAAAAAACUAGGUGCAUCCUAUGGGACGGAGCGUCCUAUGGGACGAAAAAUACGGUAAGUACUUAACCCGAGGUACCACUGUAAAGGAUCGCCUUCCUCCUUGUGUUCCAGCCCAGAUGUGCAAAAAAGGGUUUAAUCACCACAGAGGGGUCAAUUCCCUCAGAAACUCAGCCAGAUGAGUGGGGUAUAAAUAAUACAUUAUCAUCAUUAUUAUAAACCAUGGCAAACUAAGGCCUGGGGGCUGGAUCCGGCCCAAUCGCCUUCUCAAUCUGGCCCACGGACAGUCCGGGAAGCAGCAUGUUUUUACACGAGUAGGAUGUGUCUAGGGGCCUAGGGGCAUAGGAAUUCGUUCAUUUCUCCCUCAUAAAAUAUAGUCCGGCCCCCCACAAGGUCUGAGGGACAGUGGACCGGCCCCCUGCUGAAAAAAUUUCCUGAGCCCUGUAAAAACCUUGGGCUUGUCUGCCUCUGUUCCCUCUUCCCUCAGAGACUCAAGGGGUGAGACAUCUGGUGAGGAACCAAACGAGUCCUGGGAUUGUUUCUGUGGAGAAAUAAGACCCAUUUUUCUUUCUCCUCAGACCAGACAAGGGAUGUGAGCAAACUGAGCAGAGACCAGGGAGCCAUCCUCUAGUGGAGUCCUUUUCCCGCCUUUCCCGCUCCCCUGCCAUGAAGAGGCUUGAUGAACGCCAGGCUCAAAAUGGCUGCCUUUCUGCCAGGAGCUGCCUCUUCCUUUCUCCCUUUCUCUCUCUCCUCAAGGCCUGGAGGGUCAGGGGAGCCUUUCCAAGGCCAUGGGCCUUUAGAGGGCCACAGGAGUUGCCUCAGGAUUUUGUUUUUUAAGGAGGAUUCAAAAGGUUCUCCUGCCCUCUCCCCCAGCCCCCAGAGUAAGCCCUGCUCAACCAUCCAAAAUAAAUUAAUGACUAGACAUGCCUUGUUCUGGAAUAAAUUAAUCACUAAACACGCCUCACGAGUCCCUGAGGAAUUUGGAAGUUCCCUCCUAGAGGAUGGCUUGGAAUUGCAUUGCUGGGUGAAACUGCAAGAUGGCCUUGUCCCUUUUCCUCGUUUCCUUAGGCUUUUCCCUCAGCUAUUGAAAAGGCAAAGCUGCCUCUCUUUUACCACAGCUUUCCAAGUCGUUGUCUUAAGGAUCUCUUGAAAUUCACAUAUGUAGCCUUUUUAGGCCCUUUAAACCAUGGGUAGGAAAAAUGUUGCACCCGAGCUGGGACGAAAAGGAGCCAAACGACACCAUGGGGUUAAAUCCAGAGAAAGAGCUUUAUUCUGCCAUCCCGGGUGGGCAGAGGAGCAAGUGUGAUAAAUCACAAACAAGCACAAAGUUCACAGGCAUUGCACAGAGUUUAUAUCCCCCUUUCUAGUCCCCCCCCCUUCUUCAAGAGUCCUGCCCAGGAGUUCCUCUGAGCAUGAACAGAAAGCUGUCUUGGGACCAUUUUUGGACACAGGAAGGGGUGAGAGGGUUUUCAGAGUGUUCCCGUUGUUUCAUUCUUGUGCUUUGGCAUGGUUCCCAGACAGAAAGCAAGUUGCAACGUGGUUCUUUAGCAAGGCCAAAGGCUCUGAGAAAGGCCUGAGAAGACAAGGGGCUCUGUUCUCUACCUUGUUGCAAUCUUUUUUUUAGUUACAGCAAGCGCGGAAUGCUUAGCUAAUGCAUUUUGUCUUAGAGGAAAAUGCAGUUUUUAAAAUGCUCGAGGCGAGGCUUUUGAGGCCUGGCUGGGGGGGAAUUCACAGACAGUUUUUAGGGCUUUCUGGGGUAACCCUAACUGUACCCCUUCACUAUAUAGAGUUUCAUUUUCUGGGGCACAGUUUGCACAUGAGGGUGGAUAUAACCCUCUGUGUUUUCUGCCUACGCCUUGACAGUUUAAUAUUAAAUAAGAGUGCAUUCUUUAAAUGUAAAAUAAUUUUUCUUCUUUCCUUUCUCUGUCCCUCUGGAAAGUUAUUAAUAGAAUUGAGGAAAAUUUCUAUAUCUUGCCUAAUUAAGAGGAAGGACAGCUCCCAAGCUUUCUAGUAUUCUGUGGCAUGGCAAGAUCCUGACCAUGUGCAGAGGUUUAUUUGGCUUCAUCUAGCUGGAGAAGCUUCGUUUGCAUAUUUCUGGAUGCUGUUAAAACAUUCAGGAGCCAUUUUUAGCUAAAUGCAGUAGUGUCCAUUAGGCAUAUUCUUUCUCCUGAGGAAGGCAGCCCUGUUUAGGGAAGUUUUUAAUGUUGGAUGUUUUAUUGUGUUUUUAAUAUUUUGUUGGGAGCUGCCCAGAGUGGCUGGAGAAACCCAGCCAGAUGGGCAGGGUAUAAAUAAAUUAUUAUUGUUAUGUACUGAAGUUUUCACCCUGGGCCAGCAGGGGGUUACUGUUGAUAGUUAUGCAAAUAAGGGAUUGAAAGUGACGUUCAGUGAUUGGAUAGUUUUAGAAAAUUGUUACAGUUACGUUGUACUGGAGCUCUAUAUAAGCAGGCUGACUGAACCCUUCAGUUCAGCUCUGUCCUGGCCUGUGAAUAAACAAGAGCUGUUUGAAGAAUCGCUGUGUCGUCUGAUAUGUUCACCCACAACUUAACAAUUAUUAUUAUUAUUGUUAUUAUUAUUAUUAUUAUUAUUAUUAUUUAUUAUAACUCCUUUGACCACAGAUGCAUCCUGGCAUCUUAGGUGAUGUUGUCCCCAUUUUCCACCUCCGCAGGGCACCCAUUUGACCCGACCUUCUACCUCAGCCAUGCCGUCUCCAAUGUUAUCUGCUCUGUGGUUUUUGGCCAGCGGUUCGAAUAUGAAGACAAACAGUUUGUCUUUUUACUUGGUGUGAUCAACAAAUCCUUCCGGCUCAUGUUUUCCACAGAGUCGCAGGUAAUGGAGGCACCUGCUCACCUGGGACAAGAGAAUGCAUCCAUAGCCUCCUGUAACCUGCUUAUUUCAUGCCCUCCACUUUUUAAAAAAAUGGCUCAUUUUUAUUUGGGUGUGGGUUGGGAGGGCAUAGUACAUGGCCUUGGCAUUAAGGGGUCCAGACCAUGGGGUGCAAUACAAUGAGGAAGCUUAGACAGAUAUGUCUGUUAUUUUUCUUCAAAGAUGAAGAAUUUUUUCCCAGGCCUGAUGCGGAUCCUGCCUGGGUCUCACCAGGAAGUGCCCAAGUACGUGAAGGAGUUAAUAAACUUCAUCUCUCAGAGGGUCCAGAUCCACCGGGAGUCCUUCGAUCCAAAUUGCUCCCGGGACUUCAUUGACUGUUUCCUGGCCAAAAUGGAGCAGGUACUUGUUGGGGGGAACCGUGUGUCUCCCAGUUAUUGCAGGCUGACCUUCUCACCAGUCUUUGUUCUGACAUAAAGGGCUCGUCCAGACUUCCUUUUGUUCUGCAUUUCUAGGCACAGGUCCGCACUUGAAAGCACCGUGUCUAAAUGCUUCCCCCUUUUUCUUUUUGGUCCUAUGAUUUCUCCAUUACAAUCUACUCUUUGCCAAUGAAUCGGAGCAAACAGCAAUCCAUGGAAAAACCCAAAUUGCCAUUUGUUCUGGUCCAGCAUCAGGGGCGGAGCAAGGGGGGUGCAGUGGGUGUGGACCGCCCUGGGUGUCACCACUGAGGGGGGUGACAAAAUGCUGGGCGGCACUCACCAUGGGGCUUGCAGUGCGCCCAAGCCACGCAUUUCUCCUGGGAGAGACACGGUGGCUUCGGCGCUUGCAGGCUCUGCGCUGCCCAAACGGUCCGUCCGCUGCCUCCCCCACAGCUGUAGGGCAGCUGAGUGGGAGGAGGCAGGCAGACUCCAGAGGCCCCGCGGUGUGCCCUGCCCCUAUGGGCGGCUCGCCCCGCCCCUGGGCACACCGCCCCUGGCGCCUGAGCGGCUCCCUCCACCAAUGUCCAGCAUUGAAAAGCAGGUUUUCCUGGGGAAAGUGGCAGGGCUAACAAACAAUCAAAAAGUGGUUGGCCCUGGAGCUUUAAAGCACAGACCUCUGCCUAGAAGGCAAAAGGUAAGUUUGGAAGACCCCCAAGUGUGGCUUCCUUCAUGCAAGGGGCAAAGAAGAAGAAGAAGAAGAGUUUGGAUUUGAUAUCCCGCCUUUCACUCCCUUUAAGGAGUCUCAAAGCGGCUAGCAUUCUCCUUUUCCUUCCUCCCCCACAACAAACACUCUGUGAGGUGAGUGGGGCUGAGAGACUUCAAAGAAGUGUGACUAGCCCAAGUUCACCCAGCAGCUGCAAGUGGAGGAGUGGAGACGCGAACCCGGUUCCCCAGAUUACGAGACUACCGCUCUUAACCACUACACCACACUGGCUCUCUCACAUAGGAUGAGAAAGAGCCCAGAAAGUGAGACGUCUGUGGGACUUACACUGUGCUUUCUCCACUGAAGAAUGAUGUACACACAAACAGGAAGCAUCCGAGGAUGAUGUUCAAAAAAGAACGUCUCUUUCCCCAAAAGAUGGGUUCUUAAUUUACAUAAUUUGCCCAACGUGGUUUGGCCGAAAAUGCCUUUGUCAACGGCUUAUCCAAAAAGAUAAUAAUAUAGUAUUUAUUAAACUACAGUGGUACCUUGGGUUAACUUAAUUUGUUCUGGAGGUCCGUUCUUAACCUGAAAUUGUUCUUAACCUGAGGUACCACUUUAGCUAACGGGGACUCCUGCUGCACGAUUUCUGUUCUCAUCCUGAAGCAAAGUUCUUAACCCCAGGGACUAUUUCUGGGUUAGCGGAGUCUGUAACCUGAAGCGUCUGUAACCUGACUGUAUUGUUCAACCAUACUUUACAAAAGUUUAAAAACUUACAAUGGAUUAGAAUAAAAAUUCUAUUGAGUCAGAUAUCUAAGGUGAGGGGGACUAGGAACAGCUGCCAUAACACAGUGUAAAAAUAGAAAACUAAGGCCAAACACUUCUUGGUUCCUUACCAAACCAAUCUCAAAAGUAAAGGUAAAGGUAAAGGGACCCCUGACCAUUAGGUCCAGUCGUGACCGACUCUGGGGUUGCGGUGCUUAUCUUGCUUUAUUGGCCGAGGAAGCCGGUGUACAGCUUCUGGGUCAUGUGGCCAGCAUGACUAAGCCGCUUCUGGCGAGCCAGAACAGCGCAUGGAAACACUGUUUACCUUCCCGCCGGAGCGGUACCUAUUUAUCUACUUGCACUUUGACGUGCUUUCGAACUGCUAGGUUGGCAGGAGCAGGGACUGAGCAAAGGGAGCUCACCCCAUAACAGGGAUUUGAACCACCGACCUUCUGAUCGGCAAGUUCUAGGCUCUGUGGUUUAACCCACAGCGCCACCCGCAUCCCAGAAUCUCAAAAGUAUCUGCUGUCAAAAUAAAUUGAUAGGGCGAAAUCUCGUAGGACGACCACCUCAACCUGUACACUUAAAUAUUUUCUGUCAAGCACAGAUGUCUUCAUUUUCAUUAACUCCUAUCCAGUCAAUCUCAUUCAGGGAAUGCAUAAAUCAAAAUAUUUCUAUAUAAUAGAGGGUGACAAUAUACAGCAUAAUUGAUCUUUCAUAAUUGAUCUAAAUAUACGAAAAGGAAAUCCUGUUGGCCAUACACCAGCCUUCCAUAAAAUAUUUGUGUAGGCAUGCUGAUUGGCUCCUGGUUGUAUAACUUGCUCUCUUCUUUCCUCCUCUUCUUCCUCCCUGCGCCAGGAGAAAGAGAACCCAACUUCGGAAUUCCAUAAUGAGAACUUGGCUGUUACGGUUCUUAACCUGUUCUUUGCAGGAACAGAGACAGUCAGCACCACCCUCAGAUAUGGGCUUCUCAUCCUCCUCCGAUACCCAGAGAUAGAAGGUGAAAAAACAAGACCAAAUCUUCCUCACUCCGUCUUGUUGCCCGUCUUUUGGGCUUCCUUAUGGGUUCCUUCCUUGCCAAAUAAACCAGGACUCCCUUUUAGCUCUAGCCUAUGAAAGUUCCACUGGGACAAAACCUGAACUUUAGCCUGCCCAGGUCCUUUCUUUGAGCACUCCUACUAUUCUAGGGUUCACACAGGAACAGUGGUGGUUUGAUGUGAAAUUGCUACUGGGAAUAAUCUGGAGUAGUUUUAGACCAUUCCUAGCAGCUUCUUGAGAUGAUGGGGCAGGUUAUUGGCUUUUGCAUGACUGGAAGGUAGCCAACUGUCCAGUGUUAAGAGAGUCACACCUGUUGCUCCAUCCACUUUUGGCUUUGGUUCUACCCACCAUUGUCAUGUGGUCCCUGAAAGGUUCUACACAAAAGACUACGGUCCCUGCUUUCCAAAAGGUCUUCCUUACCCCCAGUCUAGCCCCUUAUUAUCUGCUUUGAGUGGCAGCAGCACCCCAGGCUCUCAGGUGGAGAAUGGUUUUUUCUAUCAGCUUCUACAUUAAUCCUUUAAUUGGAGAUGCCAGAAACAGACCCUUCUGUAUGCAAAGCAUGAGCUCCAUUUUGAUUUUACUUUUCUACACUGCUCUGAUAUAUAUCAGAAUUGGAGAAUAGCCUCUACCAAAGGCAUCAUGGAACUUUGAAGAAGCACAAACUCAGGAUGAAAGGGAGACACGUUUGGCAAAUUCUCACCACGAUCAACUCCCGCCCAGAAACCUAUGUCCCUACUGUGGAAGGAUGUGUGGAUCCAGAAUUGGCCUCCACAGUCACUUAUGGACACACUGUUAAGACCAUAUUCAUGGAAGACAAUCUUAAUCAGCCAAGAGUGAUCGCCAAGGAAAGAAAGGCUAUCAAAAAUCUUUCCUCCUCCUAUAAAUGCAUAUAUCUAACCACCUUCCACCGCCUGGGUACCACAGUUUAUAGUUUUAACCCUUCUCUCUUCUUUACAGCUAAGGUCCAAGAGGAGAUUGACCGUGUCAUUGGGAGGAACCGCAGCCCCUCCUUAGAGGACCGGAGUCAGAUGCCCUUCACGGAUGCUGUCAUUCAUGAGAUCCAGCGCUUUAUAGACGUCGCCCCACUGGCACCUCCUCAUUUGGUGACCUGUGACACACAUUUCCGGGGCUUCAGCAUUCCCAAGGUGCGGUGAGGCAUGUGGCCAACAGAAGCAUUAGUGCUAGGUCCAAAAUCCUACCUGCAGGUGGAACUGUGCACAUGUGUGUUCGCACCCCCCUGUGAAAGAGUAGGAAGCUGCAGUGGCCUAGACCAGGCAUAGGCAAACUCCGGCCCUCCAAAUGUUUGGGACUACAGUUCCCAUCAUACCUAGAAACCAGUGGUCAGGGGUGAUGGGAAUUGUAGUCCCAAACAUUUGGAGAGCUGGAGUUUGCCUAUGCCUGGCCUAGAUGGUUGUGGUUCCACUUUCCAUCAUUUACAGGAAGCAGAAGGAGAUGUGCGUCUGUGUAGUUCAGCAAACUCGAGGACUAAUCAGUGAGGCAGGAUGCCUGUGGUGCAAAUCACGCCUGAUGGACAGAAAAGCAGUCCCUCAUCACUGUGGAAGGACUUUAGUAUGGCAGCAAACUCAGUCACACACAACAUCCUGUUAUAAUUGUGCUGUCUUACCUUAAAUAACCUGAGCCAUCUCCACUCCUGCAUUUGAGCAGGUUUGAACUAACUACGUUUCUUAUUGUGUUAUUAAUGCAGAAAGUGCAAGAGGUUUAAGCUGUAGGUGGGUCUGGCACAGGGCGAAAGAUCAAAUGCAGGAUAAAGAGGAAACAGAAGGCCCUGAACUGAAUCAGUUGCAGUAAUAAUAGUAGUAGUAGUAGGAGUAGGAGUAGUAGUAGUAAUAAUUUCUACUCCACCCAUAUGGCUGGGUUUCCCCAGCCACUCUGGGCCGCUUUCAACAGAACAUUAAAAACAUUUAAAACCUUCAAAUUCCAUGCCGCCUUUGGUAGAGGCUACUCUCCAAUUCUGAUAUAUUUUAUAUAUCAGCAACCGUUGCUUUUGGGGUCUCUGUCUUUCCUCUCCAGGGAACCACAGUUGUGCCAUUCCUGUCGUCCUCCCUGCAUGACCCCCAGCACUUUGAGACACCGAGGAAGUUCAAUCCUCAGCACUUCCUGGAUGAAAGAGGGUCCUUCAAGAAGAAUGAGGCCUCCCUCCCAUUUUCAACAGGUAUUGCACAUCAGCUUCAUGGUAGGGAGGAACACAUGGGAGGGCAGGCUCGGCUAAACCUUAGAAGGAAUUAAGGAUGUGAAGGAGGAAAGAAAGAGUGAGAAGGGCAAGGAUGUCGGGUUAAUUAAUAGGAAAAUAAGUCUUGGAUUGAGCAUUGUGUUAGUAUUGCGGGAAUCGUUGCCAAUAAAGCAGACACGGGUUCUUCCAAGGAAACAACAACACCACAAACUGGCUAGAAUAGAGAUAGACCUGUAACCAUUCAAGCAACAAACAUACUAAGGUGCCAUGUGCAAGACAAAGCCUGGAGAUACUGUAAACAUGGAGUGGAUAAAUGUACAACUUUAUCUUAACAAGUUACAUGUGCAGUAAACGUUAUACAGACUGGAUAAAUGAACCGUUCAACAAGUAGCGUAAGUCCAAUCACAGAACGGCAACCCUGUGCCGCCACAACGGCAAGGGUAGCACACUGGACAAUAUGAAAGUUUUUCAAAGCUGUUUUUCAAAGACUGAACGGGAUGAGAUGUUCUUUAAUGGGUCUUGAGUUGGAAACACAAAGUCGUAUGCAUGGAUUAAUCACGGGAAGGCAAAUCAAAGCCACCACCCUGGUGAGAAUAACGCAAGUGGGCAACAGUUUUCUCAGGAUAAAGAAAGUAUUCACAGACACAGCUAGUGUUCAGACUCAUAGCAAGCAGUUAAAUACAAUACAGGUGUAUAGAAUCAAUCAUCACAUGAUUACAUGGUGCGGCAUCACUUUCUGUUACAACCAAACAACAGUAUACAGUGGUGCCCCGCAAGACGAAUGCCUCGCAAGACGGAAAACCCGCUAGACGAAAGGGUUUUCCGUUUUUCGAUGCGCUUCGCAGGACGAAUUUCCCUAUGGGCUUGCUUCGCAAGACGAAAAUGUCUUGCGAGUCUUGAGAUUUUUUUUCGCGCCCCCCCCUUUUUCUAAGCCGCUAAGCUGCUAAUAGCCUUUUAGCAGCUAAGCCACUAAGCCGCUAAGCCUUUAAUAGCCGUUAAACCGCUAAUAGCGCUAAUCCGCUAAUCCGCUAAUAGGGUUGCUUCGCAAGACGAAAAAACCGCUAGACGAAGAGACUCGCGGAACGGAUUAAUUUUGUCUUGCGAGGCACCACUGUACAUAUUAACUCAUACACAGCAUCCCAGAUCGAAUUCCAGUAUUCAGACCCUUUGGAUAUAAGGUACCUAACUGAAAUAUUAAUUUAUACUCCUUUUGCAGCUGGGCAUUUAUAGUACUGAACAAACAACUUGUCACGUGACAUAAUAUAUGUGCAUGUCCAAAGCAAGAUUAUAAACUGCUACAUAAGCAAAAACUGAAGUCCCAAGAAUCCCACCCCCACCAGUACAUGAUUGUCAACGCUGUUGUAAAUAACUCUUGGGGGGGGGGAAUCUCAAGCAGACUCUGUCUGCUCACAAAGAACCGGUGGGAUAGCCAUGGACCACUGGGGCAGGUAAAUCCCACCGUGUUCUGUUACAUGGUUAGUAUGCAUGUUGGGGACCCGCAUUACAUGUAGCCAUUUGCAUCAUGUAGCAACCCAUGUCCCAGCUGUGAGCUAAAUCUCCAUGAUUCACCUAUUAGCUGUAUUCCUGCCCCAAUGGGGCAGCCUGCAAAUUCAUCAGUUUCAUAAGGCAACAGAGUACCAUAACUCCUCUAUUAGAAACACACUCAAGGAGUUACAGGGAUACACAUUAUCACACUUAUUGUGGCCCUCUGGGCCACCACCACAGUUGGAGGAAUAUCGUUCUAAUAUUAAUAUUACUAUUAUAAUUAUCAGGGACGCAGGUGGCGCUGUGGGUAAAACCUCAGUGCCUAAGACUUGCUGAUCAUAAGGUCGGCGGUUCGAAUCCCCGCGGCGGGGUGAGCUCCCGUCGUUCGGUCCCAGCUCCUGCCCAUCUAGCAGUUCGAAAGCACCCCUAAGUGCAAGUAGAUAAAUAGGGACCGCUUUAUAGCGGGAAGGUAAACAGCAUUUCCGUGUGCUGCGCUGUUGCUGGCUCGCCAGAUGCAGCUUCGUCACGCUGGCCACGUGACCCGGAAGUGUCUUCGGACAGCGCUGGCUCCCGGCCUCUUGAGCGAGAUGAGCGCGCAACCCUAGAGUCGGUCACGACUGGCCCGGACGGGCAGGGGUACCGUUACCUUUACCUUUAUUAUAAUUAUCAGGCCAGUGCAGAGCUUGUCUGUGGCCCGGGGCAGGGGUUCUCGGUCAUCUGGGAAUAACAGGGUGUUUCUGGCAUGGCAGUGUAAGUCUGGCGGGGCCCCCUGGCCAGCUUAUCAUUCGGAAGCCCAGGGCAAGUGUCCCCAGCUGCCCCUCCCACCCUUUGCACGGGCCUGAAUAUUAUUAUUAUUAAAUUUGUAUACUGCCUGAAAUAUACUCGGAGUCGAGAGUGGAUUUCAUGCUCUUUAUUCAGCUCAUAGCGGUGAGGAGGAAUGGAAGUUCCCCCAGAAUGUCUGCUUUAUAUACAUUAUUUACACAAUGGGCCCCACGUGACUGGCUAAUUCUGGGAUUCACCUGUAGGCCAAUCAGGUUGUGGAUUCACUUCCACCUGGAGCUGGAUUGGGUGGCUCCUGUGGACCAAUCAGACUCCUGCAUUCUGGACCCUAUUAUUCUAGGACCAAUCAGACUGCUGCCUUUUGGAUCCUAUUCAACUCAGUACAUAACACUGCCCUUCACCCGAAAAUCUUAGGGCAGUUCGCAACAUACAAAAUGAAAACACAAAAUACAUAAUAAAAUCCUACAGUGGUACCUUGGUUAAGAACUUAAUUCGUUUCGGAGGACUGUUCUUAACCUGAAGCACCACUUUAGCUAAUGGGGCCUCCCGCUGCCGCCUUGCGAUUUCUGUUCCCAUCCUGAGGUAAAGUUCUUAACCCGAGGUACUAUUUCUGGGUUAGUGGAGUCUGUAACUUGAAGCGUCUGUAACCUGAGGUACCACUCGUCUUUCUUGUUUCUCCAGGGAAAAGGGUCUGCCUUGGCGAAGGUUUGGCCCGUAUGGAGCUCUUCCUAUUCUUCACAGCGGUGUUGCAAAACUUCCACCUAAAAUCCCUCCAGGAGAGGGAGGAAAUAGACAUUUCAGCGGAUGUGCAAGGCAGUUCAAAGCUUCCCCGGCCUUAUAAUCUUUGCGUGGUUCCACGGUAA